AUGGCGGUUGUUCGUCUUCACAUGUUUUGCCUCGUUGUCACCAUCUGGGUCUAUGUCUCUUCCUGUGUCCGUGGAACAACCACACACACAACCGACCUUCCGGACAAACCGAUCUACACUUUCCUGGGCAUCCCGUACGCAGCGCCACCUGUUGGAGACCUCCGGUACCGCCCUCCCCAGCCUGCCCUCCCGUGGGAGGGGGUCAAGGAGGCCGUGGAGUAUGGCUCUUACUGUCCGCAAAAUCUUACUUUCUUCAAGGAGCAGGAUCAUGACUUUCCAGUUGAGUUUGGAGUGAAGUUGACCAUAAGCGAGGACUGUCUCACAGUCAACGUCUACACUCCGACAGUAGCAGCAGAUUCCGCUUUACCGGUCUUGCUCUGGAUCCAUGGAGGAGCCCUAAUUGUGGGGAUGGGAUCACCUCCCGGAUGGGAGUCUCUUGCUGCUCACCAAGACGUCGUGGUGGUCUCCUUCAACUACCGUCUCGGUGUGCUGGGUUUCCUCAGUACGGGGGACCAGAGCAUGCCAGGAAACUACGGAUUCCUGGAUCAGAUCCGUGCCAUGGAAUGGGUGAAGGAGAACAUCCGAAACUUCGGUGGAGACCCAGAAAGAGUCACCAUAUUUGGAGAGUCGGCAGGUGGUAUCAGUGUCUCCUACCAUCUUCUGUCCCCCCUCAGUAAAGGUCUGUUCCAGAGAGCCAUCUCACAGAGCGGUACCUGGAAAACAUAUCCAGUCAACCCUGAGCCACUCGCGGUCACCAAAAUGUUUGCAGAAAAGGCCGGUUGCGAGCCGGAGGACACGGCAAUCCUAACGGCCUGUCUGAAAGAGAAGUCGGCGGAGGAUCUUUUGGUGUCAUUCGAAGCCUUGGGAAUACCAUAUCUUGUGCCGGUGGUGGACGGGACAUUUCUGACGACAGACCCCAUGCAUCUGAUGCAGAACGGAAACGUCAACACAGCAGACUAUCUUCUUGGAAUCAACAACCACGAGAUGGGAUGGAUGGCACUCUCCACUUUUCUUGAAGGGGACCCUCGUGUUGGCAUAUCGCAAGAGGAAUUCGUCAAACUAGCAUCGAUGCUUUAUUAUGGUAAUCCAAACGUGGACAAAAUUGUGGAAACGAUCGUCGCUGAGUAUCGGCAUCCGACCACGCCAGACGACCCGCUCGCAAUCCUGUACCAGUUUACACACAUGAAUGGGGAUUCCUUGAUUCUAGGUCCUACCAUGCUUGUUGCAGAAAAACAUGCAGAUGCCGGCACACGUGUCUUUCUCUACGAGAACCAGUACCGACCUUCCAUCCACCCGACCAGACCCGACUGGGUGGGGUGUGACCAUGCUGACGACCUGUUCAUGAUUAUGGGGCUACCGUUCCUCGAAGGACCGGUCGAACCCCAUCAAUACACGAAAGAAGACGAGAAAUUCAGUCUCACUUUCAUGGCGUACUGGGCAAACUUCGCACGAACUGGAGACCCGUCUGACUCCACCGGCAGCCCCACUGACAGCCCCUCCCUGCCGACCUGGCCUCAGUACACACCUGGCAACCCGGUCUACAUGAAGUUGGACGUGGCGCCGAUCACUGGCGUUGGGCUCAAGCCGGAGAAAGCAAAACUUUGGAACGAAAUCAUUCCUGAUUUGGCUGCCGCAGGUGCUUCAGCCGGUAAGAAUGACGGUCCAGUUGUGUCCACGUUGACUGGACAAGUCCGUGGAACCACCACACACACAACAGACCUUCCCGACAAGCCGAUCUACGCUUUCCUGGGCAUCCCUUACGCAGCGCCACCUGUUGGAGACCACCGGUACCACCCACCCCAGCCUGCCCUCCCGUGGGAGGGGGUCAGGGAGGCCGUGGAGUAUGGUCCUUACUGUCCGCAAAAUUCAACAACCUACAACGGGCUGGACUUCCCUAUUAAGUAUGAAACGGCUGGGAAAACGAGCGAGGACUGUCUGACUCUGAACGUCUUCACACCGACUGUAGCAGCGGACUCUGCCUUGCCGGUUUUACUUUGGAUCCAUGGAGGAUCCCUGUACCUCGGCAUGGGUGCUCCUCCUGGAUUGGAGUCUCUUGCUGCUCACCAAGACGUCGUCGUGGUCUCCUUCAACUACCGUCUCGGUGUGCUGGGCUUCCUCAGUACGGGGGACGUGAACAUGCCAGGAAACUACGGAUUCCUGGAUCAGAUCCGUGCCAUGGAAUGGGUGAAGGAGAACAUCCGAAACUUCGGUGGAGACCCAGAAAGAGUCACCAUAUUUGGAGAGUCAGCAGGCGGGGAAAGUGUGGCCUGUCACCUGCUGUCGCCCCUCAGUAAAGGUCUGUUCCAAAGAGCCAUCUCACAGAGCGGCGUGUGCCAGACUUUCCCGAUCCCACCACAGACCAUUGCUCUGAUGGUCGGAGAGGCAGCAGGCUGUGAGACGGAGGACAUGGCUGCCUUGGUGACCUGUCUUAAAGAGACGUCAGUUGGGGAACUGUUGGAGGUACACGACGUCUUACAGCAGACGGUGGGUGAAAUCCCCUUCAUGCCGGUCGUGGAUGGGCACUUCUUGACGGCCGAACCUAAAGAGCUACUAAAGGAAGGGGAAGUUAGCAUGGUAGAUUAUCUUGUUGGAUUCAACAACCACGAGUUCGGAUGGUUGUUCCUGCCGUAUCUAGACCUGACUGCAGGAGACCUUCGUGACGGACUGUCCCAUGAUGACUUUGCUCUGAAGGUCAUGCAAGGUAUAGAGUACAAGUACCCAGGGAAUCCAAACGCAAUGGAAAUUGCAGAAGCCAUCAUCAAAGAGUAUCGUAAUCCGACCAGCCCUGACGAUCCUUUGGCCAUCCUGUACCAGUUAACCCAGAUGUGGGGGGAUCUUGCAGUAAAUGCGCCGACCGUUUCGUUUGCUGAUUAUCACGUUGCCGCUGGGGGGCGUCUCUACUUCUAUGAGAACCUGUAUCGGCCCUCUAUCUACCCGAACAGACCCGAGUGGGUGGGAUGUGAUCAUUGCGACGAUCUCUUCAUGGUUUGGGGACUGCCGUUCAUCAAAUUUCCGGAACCUCCCAUAGAUUAUAAGAGAGAAGACGAGAAAGUCAGCUUGAUCAUGAUGGCGUACUGGGCAAACUUCGCACGAACCGGCGACCCUUCCGACUCCACCGGCGGCCCCACUGACAGCCCCUCCCUGCCGACCUGGCCUCAGUACACACCUGGCAACCCGGUCUACAUGAAGCUGGACGUGGUGCCGAUCACUGGCUCGAAAUUCAAACCAGAGAAGAUGAAGCUCUGGAACGAAGUCAUUCCCCAACUAGCUGCAAUGAGAAAAGACGAGCUUUGAUGUCAUCAAGGAAAUAUAUCAGUCUUCAGUCUAAGCGUUUUCAUAUAAUCAGUUUUCAUAUGAAUCAGGUUCUAUAAUCUUUGUUAUAAAUUGGAGUAUAGUUUGGCAUUACGUAACCUUCUUUGUAGUCUCUCCGGGUAGGAUUCUCUUGGAGCUUCUAAUGUUUAGGCCAGGAGUUUAUAGCAAAUAUAUGAAAAUGUUGUAGCUUCGAAACAAACAUUCUAAAAUAGUAUAUUAUUCUUGCUGUAAGUGAAAGGCGUCUUUCUUGUAAUCAAUUGUGUUGUGGGCUGAUAAUAUUAGUAUGGAAACCGGCGCAGUUCAUGUGUUUUGUGCAGUUGUAUUCAUCGUAAAUUCGUCUCCACUUACGGUAAGUGUUUAAAGAAUAUAGUUACAUGUUCUUUUAUUUGCUUCUAGAAUACAGUACGAAUUCCCAGGAGUAGAAAAGAAUUUCGCAGGGUUUUGUGUUUUUUUUUAAUUUUAUUAAAAACUAAUUACUAUAAUAAUAAGUGAAUUGGCUCUUUUGUGUAGGUGUCUUUACCUUUAUGCAAACAUUUACCGAUAGGAAAGUUUAAUAAUUGACUGACACAUUCAUGCAUUACAAACCGUCUAAAACUGAAGUUUAGCAUUUUUAUUCAUGUAAUAGGAG
Molecule: messenger RNA, 3940 nt
Organism: Branchiostoma floridae (Florida lancelet)
Lineage: Eukaryota; Metazoa; Chordata; Leptocardii; Amphioxiformes; Branchiostomatidae
Product: liver carboxylesterase-like
Exons: 14
Coding region: 1-3294 (1097 amino acids)
Source: RefSeq, a predicted model, not a curated record